AUGGACGACACGGCGGCCGACGGCGGGCCUCCCGACCAAGCCAAGCCUCGCGCUCGAAAGCUCUCGCUGCUCGACCCCCGCCCCAAGGCCCCGGCCCACCACUUCGAUGCCGCGCCCUCCAUCUGCCGGAUAUGUCGCAGCGAGGGCACCGCCGCCGAGCCGCUCUUCUAUCCCUGCAAGUGCAGCGGCAGUAUCAAGUACGUCCAUCAGGAUUGCUUGAUGGAGUGGUUGUCGCACUCUCAAAAGAAAUACUGCGAGCUCUGCAAGACGUCUUUUCGCUUUACAAAGCUCUACGCCCCAGACAUGCCAAAGUCGCUCCCCGUCCACGUCUUCAUCGAGCACAUGGCCAGGUACCUUAUGCUCAACCUGCUGGUAUGGCUGCGAGCCCUCGUCACCGUCAGCGUCUGGGCCUGUUGGCUGCCCUAUUUCAUGCGUUCCGUCUGGUCCUUCAUGUUCUGGGUCAGCGAUGAGGGCCUGGGUAGCGGCUCCAUCCUCACCCGCGCCAACGAAACCGAUCCAGGGGCUUCGUGGCUUACGAGUCCCAUCGCCCAUGGCAGCACAUGCCCAGCCAGCCCCCUCUUGGCCGCCACCACCUGUUCCGCCGUCCAGGCCGCCGCCGUUCUCGAGCGUCUUGGCGGCGAGGACUUGGCCGACUAUCUCGUUCGCAUCUUUCUCGGAUCGCUCGGCAUGCCGACCAAGAUGGAUCCCUCCGAAACUCGACUUCACCAUGACUCCGUCAGCGCGCCCUCUCUGCACAAUGCAAGCCUUGAUGUUGCCGCGACCUCUUCCCUCUUUGGCGACGUCGAUUUCCUCCGCAACCUCACCCGAAGCCCGACGCUCAAUCGCGCCGUCAUCAAGAUUCUCGAGGGGCAGGUCAUCACCGUUCUCGUCAUCGUCUGCUUCAUUCUCGUCAUCUUGGUCCGAGACUAUGUCGUCCAGCAACAGCCAGAGAUCAAUAUGCGAGCUGCCUUUGAAGAGCCAGCCCACCAACUACCAGCACAGCCAGACGACGGUGCCCAAGCGCCCGCGCCGGAGCCGUUGCGAGAUGCUCCGGGUCCGGAGUCCGACGACGAGACGCUAGAUGACGGUGGUCAGCAAGUCAGGGCCGUGGGCUGGGAGCCUCCGCAGGCCGAUGAGACUGGAGCAGCCGACACAAGUCAGACGGCCGACCCGCGAACCCACAAUGGCUGGUUGCAUCAAGACAGCACGACAGGCUUGCCAGAGAUGGACUCGGCUCGCGAUUCGAAUCAGUCAGCGAUUGCAGCUGAUAAUGGCGGCGACGAUCGAGCCAGCGUAAACGACUACCUUCGCAUCUAUCGCCGGGCUGGUGGAGACCCGGAAAAGAUUCUGCAGAUUGUCGAGCAGGAAGGCCUCGAGGAUAAGCUCGGGUAUUGGGUCGACGUUACCCGAAGAUCCAUCACCAAGCGCGAGGACGUGAGCAAGGACCGCGACUUGGCCAGUUCUUCCAACUCGGACCAAACUAGUUACCUGAAUUCUGCGGCGGAAGCUGGCUCCACCGUCCAAGCCUGGAUUCCAGCCGCAGAUGAGACGGACUCGGCCACUUCUUCACCCACGGACACUAAGUCAAAGGGAAAAGAGCGAACAUGGCUACCCGUCUCGCCCGGUCCAAUCUCGGAGACGUCGUCACAGGCCGGUCCAUCAAGACCGCGUGCCGCUUCGGAUGGGCCCCGACAUCAGGCUUCAACGAACCUUCUAGGAAGCAACAACUGGUCGUUUGCCGGCUUGCCCCCCAUCGGCCCCGCCAAUGGCGUGGAGCCGAACCCGCCAGCUGAUGCAUCGCCCAGCGCGGAAACUUCUUCCUCGCCGCGAGCGGAUCCGCAAGUGGGUUUUGCCGCGGCCGAACCGGUUAUGCGUGAAGCAAAUGCGGGCCAGCCCCCCCAUUCAGAGGACGACGCAGACGAUGUGUCGUUUCAUCGCCCUCUGGUCAUAGAGCAGACCCCGGGCGAGGAAGCUGCUCGUGACGACGUGGAACCAGCGGGACUGGUCGGACGCGUGGCAGACUUCAUGUGGGGUGACCUCCACCAUCUCCCAAAUGCCCAUGUCGAAGGCGAAGACAACCUCGCCGACGACGACGCCGACGCCGAGGAUGAUCCUUGGGUCGACGUCCCGAUGGCCGAAGGUCCCGACGAAAACGCCGACGCAGACGUUGGAGACGAUGAAGGCGCGGUCGCAGGGGCAGGGCUGGAUCCCGAAGCCAUGGACGAUCUGGAAGACUUCGAGGGCGUCAUGGAGCUCAUUGGCAUGCGCGGGCCCAUCGCCGGGCUGUUCCAAAACGCCAUCUUUUGCGCUGUUUUGGUGUCCGUCACCAUCUUUGCGUGCAUCUUCGUGCCUUACAACAUUGGUCGCGUCACGCUGUGGGUCGUCGCAAACCCUGUUCAAAUUGUCCGCGAACUCCUCGAGUUUUCAAAGGUGGUGCAAGAUGCCGCGGUCAUGCUUGGAGGGCUGAGCUCGUGGUUCGUCCUCAACCUCCUCGACAUGUUCACCGGCCUCGUCGGCGGAGCCGUGGGUGCCAAGGUUGUCUCGGCGAGGAAAGCAUCCUGGGGGCUCUGGACGGGCGCUGGGAGCCGCGUCAUGGAGUACGCUCUCAUGGACUUUCCCAUGUCCGCCUCGGACAUGCAAAACUUCUCGGCAAUCAGUCACGAGGCGCUCAUCGUCGUCAAGGGAUCAGUCGCGGCCGCCUUUGGCACAAUAGACUCCAGCUUUGCUGCCAUCGCCGACGCGAGAUUCUAUGCGGCUAAUGGCGAGCUCUUGGCUACAUUGGCCACGGCCGCUACGUCGACCUUUGCGAGCAUCAGCGCCGCUCUCCGGCUUGCCCUGGAUCCCAGCUCGUGGGUCAUUGAACUUGGCGGAACAGAGCCACGUCCACCGGUCGACCCAAGCCUGGCCCACUGGCCUGGCCUCGACCGAUUCUGGGCCGUUCUCGCCGGCUACCUCGCCAUCUUUGCCAUCAGCGCCAUGUACUUGAAGAGGGGCACUCCUUUUGCAAGGGGAAACAUGAUGCAAGCUUGGGAGGCCGGCGUGAUUGACACGCUUCACCAGGCCAGCGGCAUCAUGAAGGUCAUUCUCAUCAUCAGCAUCGAAAUGCUGGUUUUCCCUCUGUACUGCGGACUUCUGCUCGACGCCGCCCUGCUGCCACUAUUUGAGAAUACGACGAUCAAGUCUCGCAUACUCUUCACCUACAACUUCCCUCUGACGUCGGUCUUUGUGCACUGGUUCGUCGGGACCGGUUAUAUGUUUCACUUUGCGCUCUUUGUGUCCAUGUGCCGCAAAAUCAUGCGGCCGGGGGUUCUAUAUUUCAUCAGGGACCCGGACGACCCCGAGUUCCACCCGAUUCGCGACGUGCUCGAGAGGAGCCUCACCACGCAGCUCCGAAAGAUUCUGUUCUCGGCCUUCGUAUACGGCGCUCUGGUCAUCGUCUGCCUGGGCGGCGUUGUUUGGAGUCUGGCAUAUGGCAUGCCUGGGGUGCUACCGAUUCACUAUUCCUCGAACGAGCCGGUCCUAGAGUUUCCAGUCGAUCUUCUCUUCUACAACUUCCUCAUGCCCCAGGCUGUCAAGGUCCUCAGGCCAGGCGAUGGAUUGUACACCAUGUACACGUGGUGGUUCCGCAAAUGCGCCCGCGGACUGCGACUUACCUAUUUCCUCUUUGGGGAGCGGCGAAUCGACGAGGAGGGCACUCUGCAGCUGAGCCCCGACUCGUCAGACCACCACUCGCGGCAUAGAGCACUCCUACUUGAGCUGAACGAACACAACAAAGUCGUCCCAAAGACGUGGCGGGACACGUUCGAGGGCGGCGAUGCGAAGCCGAAUCCCUCGCUCAUCAAGAGCGGGCGCUUCGUACGUGCCCCCGCAUCCGAUCGCGUCAAGAUUCCCAAGGGCCAACGGGUCUUCCUUACUGUGACGGAGCUUGGCCGGCGCAAAGACGGCGUCGCGGACAAUGACGUCUACGCCUCGAGCCAGUAUCAGAUGGUCUAUAUUCCGCCGCAUUUCCGCGCCAGGAUCUUCCUAUUCAUCCUUUGUAUCUGGCUCUUCGCCGCGGUGACGGGAGUGGGCAUCACCAUUGCGCCGCUGGCCUUGGGGCGGAAGAUGUUCAAAAUGCUCAUCCCCGACGACAUCCGAACCAACGAUGUCUACGCCUUUAGCAUCGGUAUAUAUGUCCUCGGCACCGCAAGCUACUCGGUCUUUUGCAUCCAACGCAUCACCGCCGGAGUUCGAGCCCGGGUGAGCAGGGCGUGGGCCGAGGUUACAAAGGGGAACGCUCCCCGGCAUGCCUGGUCCGGCAUUGUCCGUGGUGUGGAACUGCUCUACACCUACGCCUUUCUUCUCGUCGUGUUUCCAUUGCUCUUUUCCACGAUGAUGGAGCUGUAUAUCGCCAUUCCGCUGCACACGUACAUGGACCCACCCGUGAAGCAAGCCGGCAACACUGGCCACCAUACCAUCCGCAUCAUUCAGGCUUGGACUCUGGGGCUGCUCUACCUUAACCUGGGGACAAGAAUGAUCAGGUCCUUGUUUCCCGAGAGUCGCGCGGCGCUGGCUGUGCGAACUGUUGUGCGUCGCGGGUGGCUGCAACCUGACACUGGCGUCUUGACCAGGGCGUUUGUCGUCCCCGGACUGACCAUUGCGGUGGUUGCCGUGUUUGGGCCACCUCUUAUGGCGAGCCUUCUGAUCAAGCUGGAUCUCUUGGGGGCUAGCAGAGGCGCCGGAACGCUCAGCGCGGCGACGGUGUACCGAAACUCGUAUCCCGCGGCAGCCUUGGCGGCCGUGCUGAUGAGAUACGCCAUUGGCAUGGCCAGAGUAUUCAAGGGAUGGAAGGCCGGCAUACGCGACGAGGCGUACUUGAUUGGGGAGCGUUUGCACAACCUCGGAGCUACCGCAGGAGGGGCCCGCAGAGCUAAGAGAGCCUGGGGAGCUGGACGCCCGAGGGUUUGA
Molecule: messenger RNA, 4947 nt
Organism: Hirsutella rhossiliensis
Lineage: Eukaryota; Fungi; Ascomycota; Sordariomycetes; Hypocreales; Ophiocordycipitaceae
Product: RING-variant domain-containing protein
Exons: 3
Coding region: 1-4947 (1648 amino acids)
Cellular component (GO): endoplasmic reticulum membrane
Molecular function (GO): zinc ion binding
Source: RefSeq, a predicted model, not a curated record